UUGAAAACCUUGCAGCUUUAAUGAUUUAAUAGCAAUUCGAAGCACGGCUCCGUUCUCAAAGCGGGAUGAAGCUCUCGAGCAGCGUGAGGCUCCUGAGGGCGGCGGCGCCGCGGCCCGGCCGCGCCCGUUCCCGCCCUUUCCCGGCCGCGGGAGGCGCUGAGGCGGCGGCGGAGCCGCGGGAGCGGCGUGAGGGCCGUCCGGGACCCCGGGCCUUUGGGACCGGCGGGGCUCCCUUUGGGACCGGCGGGGCUCCCUUUGGGACCGGCGGGGCUCCCUCUGCUGCGAAGGGAGGUGCGAGCAGCGCUGUCCCUGCCGCCUGUGCGUCCCCUCAGGCUGCAGCUGACGGCCCAAGUCUCCCUUGCUGCUCUGAGGUGCAGACUGUUAAAGAGAUACCCAUAAUAGGUGCAGGAAAAGAUCUCACCAUGGCACCAUCAGGAAGAAAGCAUGGAGGAAAAGCUGGUAAACCAGCACAGGAAGAUCAGACCAUACCUACUUUUGACUUUGAGGAGGAAAGAAAAGAACUGAGUGGAUCAGAGGAAGAUAUUAGAGAAGGUGACAUACCAGUAAUGGACAAGCAUGGAAAGAAAAGACCUCUGGUGACUACUCAUGUGGCUCCAGAUGAUGUGGGGGGUGAAGUACAGAAUAUGUUGGAGAGAUUUGGAGCUGACAUUAACAAGGCUCUCUUAGCUAAGAGGAAACGAUUAGAAAUGUACACAAAAGCCUCACUCAAAACCAGUAACCAGAAGAUUGAACACGUUUGGAAAACGCAGCAGGAGCAAAGGCAGAAGCUCAAUCAUGAGUUCUCCCAGCAGUUCCUGACUUUAUUUCAGCAGUGGGAUGUAGAUGUGCAAAAGGCAGAGGAGCAGGAAGAAAAACUUGCGAAUAUGCUUCGCCAGCAACAAAAGGUUUUUCAACAGGCAAGAAUAGUUCAAAGUCAGCGACUGAAGACCAUUAAGCAACUUUAUGAGCAAUUCUUAAAGAGCAUGGAAGAGCUGGAGAAGAGCAAUGAAAAUCUUCUGGCCGGUGCCCAAAACGAACUUCGCAAGGAAAUGGCGAUGUUGCAGAAGAAGAUUAUGAUGGACACUCAACAGCAGGAGAUGGCAACUGUUCGCAAGUCUCUUCAGUCCAUGUUAUUCUGAUGGCUCAGUGGAGAAGCAACUUGUACCUAAGUAACACGAUACAAGUACAGGCAUUAGAAGGAUGUUGAGAUUUAAAUGUUUCAAGGUUCCUAUUAAACUCUUUCCUGGAUUGUUCUAA
Molecule: messenger RNA, 1257 nt
Organism: Agelaius phoeniceus (red-winged blackbird)
Lineage: Eukaryota; Metazoa; Chordata; Aves; Passeriformes; Icteridae
Gene: SYCP3
Product: synaptonemal complex protein 3
Biological process (GO): meiotic cell cycle; spermatid development
Cellular component (GO): synaptonemal complex
Source: RefSeq, a predicted model, not a curated record